Myxocyprinus asiaticus (Chinese sucker) is the source of this 5577-nucleotide messenger RNA. RefSeq names its product rho GTPase-activating protein 1-like. Gene Ontology annotation, cellular component: cytoplasm. Lineage: Eukaryota; Metazoa; Chordata; Actinopteri; Cypriniformes; Catostomidae. Gene Ontology annotation, biological process: small GTPase-mediated signal transduction; negative regulation of endocytic recycling. Gene Ontology annotation, molecular function: GTPase activator activity. The record is from RefSeq and is a predicted model, not a curated record. The transcript is spliced from 14 exons. The coding region runs from base 2349 to 3719 and encodes 456 amino acids.
GGACCUCAAACCGGAAGCAGCGCAUUAAAUUAGCAAGAUUGGCAGAGUUGUGAAGACAUCAACAGGGAGCGCUGAAAAUUAGGAGGUGCACCAGCUCCAUAUUUAUCACGGCAGUAGUGUUGCUGGAAGCAAUCAUUUGAGAAGAGGGGAGAUCAUUUGUUGUGUUUUCUCUCCUCUGAAUCUAUGUGCAGAUGGCGACACUGCAGAGAGAUUACUGGAAUCACAUGAGAGUGUUGCUGAGCUCUAGACACCACACAAUCUGCUAUCUGAACCAUGUUGGAGGGCAAUACUAGAAACCAAAUGAACAGAACAAAUCUUCCAAUUCUCUUCUUUAUUAUACUUCAUUAAUUUUAAUAGUAUUAUUUAUACAUUUUUAUCCAAAGUGACUUAUAAAAGAAAUAUGCUUCAACACUCUUGAUUCACCCUCAGGUGGCACUAACAUUAGAAGUGCAAACUUGCUUAGAAAAGCUAGAGCUAUAACAGAAUCAAAGAUAUAACUGAGAAUGAGAAGCAUUGUUUUUGCUGAUGAUUUUGUAGAAUUGGUAAUGAAUUAGAAGGGACUAUAGAGCAAAAUGAAACCAAAUUUGGACUGGUGCUGUUUAGUCAGUACUAAAGGCGGAGUAUGAAUAAGUGUUGGCACCAAACAAAGUCUUACUAGCUACUUUAAGCUGAUGAUGUGUAAUUUGUUUUUAUGUAAAAAUACUUUCACACAAAGACAACUAUUAUGUGAACCAUUUGUAGGUUGAUUUCUGCAAAAAGUGUAAACACUGUAGCACUUUCAAACAUUGCUCUGUUUGUUUGAACAUCCUAACCAAUGGACAGGACUAUCUGAUUGUUCGACCAUUUGCAAACAGAGGGUGUAUACGUAUCUGAAAACAAUGUUUAUUUUUGCAAUUCCGUUUGGUGCAGAAAUUACACACUUCAGCUUUAAGAGUGAGUAGAGGUUCUCUAGAGUCUGCAUGAUUUCGAUGACAUUGGUCAGUGCUUGUGGCAAGGCUGAAAACAAAGAUAAGGUUGCACCGUGUUCUUUAAUCAGAGUGAUUUGCAGAUUAAUAACCUAGGGUUUCGUCACAUGAAGAUAAUUUUGUUCUCACUGUUAUUGCACAUAAGGGAUAUGGGUGUGGUUGUCAAAGCAGAAUGAAGGCUGCUUCUGGCAAUUUUGGUAAGUGUUAGGCUGGUUCUGCUAGGACUGAGGAUAAAAGUAGGAUUCACAAAGGGUAAAACUGAGAUGUCUUGUCAGUAUACGGCUGGCCGGCCACAUUACCACGCAGGCUGCAAAGCGGGGGACUGUCACAGCAGAUAAAUGUCUGAACCCGACUGAUGCCUGCACUUGAAGCCUUCAGGCUAAACACACAGAAUUUUGAAUAUGUCACAUUUAUAAUUGCACAUGAUUAAAAAAAUUAAAGAGCAUCACAGUCAGAUUAUUUAUUUUAAGACCAUGCAGCUUGACCCUUCAGACACAACAUUAAAAGCAAGGCUAUUGCUAAAAAGAUAAUGUGAUCAUAAUUAGAUCCUGAGAUUCUGACUGGUCCUUGUUACUGACGAAAUAUCCUUAAGACAGGUUAACAUAAAUUUAGUAUGAUAACAUGGCUUACUAACCUUACCCGUCUAAAGUAAUAUCCAAUACCAGGAUUCUAUGGUUUCCAAGUUGUAGCCUAAUAUUGGACAUAACAUUACACAGAUAAGGUAAGUGCGUGAUACUAUCACAAUAAAAUCAUGUUAACAUGUAUAAUGUUUACCUCUUGUGGCUAUACUUCUGAAACGGUGUGUAUUUUAACAUUUAUGGACUGGCCCCAUUCACUUCCAUCGUAAGUGCCUUUUUGUAAUUUUUGUUUUUUAAUAAAGCAGUGAUUCUGGUCAUUUAGAGGGCACAUGGAAGUACAGGUAGUGAUGUAUGAUUGAGAAGUGAACAGUUGUUUUAAGCAUGUGGGUUUUUUUUUUUUUUUUUUUUUUAAAUCUGAUUUGCUUAUUUAACGGACUCACCAAACUGAUUCAAUGUCACUGAAUUCUGAAUUGAAUACAAUGGCAUUGAAUGUGAAAAUUCCAGUUUGUUUUGAGUUUUGCAGGAAAGCACAAAAGCAAGCUCUUUUUUCCCCCCUCAGCUGCCCUUCUGGAUAGCCAUAGUAAAAAGCUCUUGAUUGAGGCUGAACUGACGACACUUUAAAAUUGUGUGUGUGUGUGUGUGUGUGUGUGUGUGUGUGUGUGUGUGUGUGAUAUAUAUAUAUAUAUAUAUAUAUAUAUAUAUAUAUAUACAUUUUAGAAAUCUGCAAGUGACAAUGUAUUAAACAGUAUUUUCUGAAGAAAAGGAAAAAAAGAAGAUAUUGGCCUGUCUCUAAUACUGAUGUGUUAUGUCAGUUUGCACUGACUGUCUUAUGGAAGGUGCUCGUUUCAAAUGGUCUUCUCAGAGGACCAUCAUGUCCUCUGACUUGCUGGUGGACCUGCACGAUGAUCUUGGAGGGGAUGACUCUCCUAGCGCUGCUCUGGACCAGCUCAAACUGGUACAGGACAAACAGUGGCCCCCUGAUGACCCUUUUAGCCUGAGCAAAUCUGCUUCAGACAUUAAAAGUCUUGGUGGCACCUCACACCUGCCCUGGGAUGACCCCUUCUAUGACAUUGCAAGACAUCAGAUCGUGGAGGUUGCAGGUGAUGAUAACUAUGGUCGGAAGGUCAUUGUUUUUAACGCUUGUCGCAUGCCCCCCCAACAUCAGCUGGAUCACCAUAAACUACUCAUGUAUUUGAAGCAGACUCUUGAUAAGUAUGUGGAGAGUGAUUAUACACUCAUCUACUUCCAUCAUGGUCUGACCAAUGAGAACAAGCCCUCUCUCAGCUGGCUUCGAGAUGCCUACCGGGAGUUUGACAGGAAGUAUAAGAAAAAUAUCAAGGCGCUCUACAUAGUCCAUCCCACAAUGUUGAUCAGAACCAUCCUUAUUCUCUUCAAACCCAUAAUCAGCUUUAAGUUUGGCCGUAAAAUAAAUUACAUAAAUUACUUGAGUGAGCUGGAGGAGAUUGUGAAGUGUGAUCAGCUGGUGAUUCCCAACAGAGUCAGAGAGUAUGAUGAUAAGAUCUGUCUGUCUCUGAAGCCAUCUGUUGUCCCUGGACCAAUCUCUCCUCCCCGUAGUCCUCCCCUCCCUUUCCAGCAGUUUGGAGUCCCGCUGUCAACAUUGAGACAUAGGGCUGCAGAUUCAGAGGGAAUUCCUCUAGUGAUGCGUGACACCAUUGGAUUCCUGCAGGAGCAUGGUCUACAGACAGAGGGGAUAUUCAGGCGCUCUGCCAAUGUUUCUAUGGUUAAGGAUGUAAAGCUGAAAUAUAACUCAGGUGAGGCAGUGAGUUUCCCUCAGAUGGAAGAUGUCCACUUGGCAGCUGUGAUCUUGAAGACAUUCCUCAGAGAACUGCCAGAGCCGCUGCUCACCUACCAGCUCUACAAUGACAUUGUCAAUUUCCACAAUGUUGACAGUGAGACUCAGGCAGAAACCAUUCGGAACAUGUUGCUGUCACUUCCUGAGGAGAACUAUGCAUCACUGCGCUUCCUCAUACGGUUCCUUGUUCAGGUGUCUGCUGAGAGUGAAGUCAAUAAGAUGACCAAUGCUAACCUGGCUGUGGUGUUUGGGCCAAACUUGCUGUGGGGGCAAGAUGCUGCCAUGACACUUAGCGCAAUCGGACCAAUCAACAACUUCACCCGCAUCCUGCUUGACCUACAUCAGGAGGUCUUUACCCAGUGAGCAGUAGCAGAACAUUGAUUACACUCCCGUGAUUGACCCUCCCCAUUCCAUAAAUUCGCUCCUGUUGCUGUGUCCCAUCCCUAGUGUCAUUCUCAGUGUUGCCAAAUGCAUGAGUACAUCAACUGGUUGAAGCUAUGCAGGAAGAAUAAUAGGGCUGGUUGAAGUGCUUAUUUGGUUGAAGUGGACAGACCUCACAGCUUUCACAAAGAUUUAGGCUGUGAUCAAAUUCUGACAAUCAGUUUAUUUUCUAUCCUGCAGAAAUCAUGUAGCUACUGUCAGUCAUUACGGUACUGGACAGACAAGAAUUUUAUCAGGUCUGUUAUCAGAGACCUAAAUCAAUGAAACAACAAUGAAUACAGGUUGCUGUUUUAUGUUCAUUUUUGGGGCUUACAUUGUGGUAGAUAUUCAGCUGUUGGACCAGUGUGAAUUAAUUUCAGUUGGUCUUUCAAGGGGUAAAAGUUUGAGCAAUGUAAGAGAAAAUGCACGUCUUCUUAUUUGUAAGCCAUGGCACGCACAAGCUAUGGAUAAAGCACUACUACUCAAACUUGUUUUAAACAUUUAUUUAAGAGGACACUGUUUAUGUCCUCUUACAUAAAGUACAUGAUGGUAUGUAUUGUCUUAAAGAGCUUUCAGUUGUUAUUCAUUUAUAUUAUCAUAUCCUGUUUAAUAUUACUAUUACUAUAAUUUUAUCGCUAUCUCUCAUCACCUCCACAGCAUAUCUUUUUUUUGUCUCAGUGGUUCCAGGAAUAGGCCAGAUGCUGUAUGGCAAGCAUAGUGUCACCACAAAUGUUCUUAUGUCUCUCAGAUGUUUCUGAAGCAUAAUGCUUGCACUGAUCAUAAGAAGCAAUCUGCCAUUUCUUCUUCUUCAAUCAAAUCCUUAAAGCAUUUCAAAUCUUGAAAUGCUUCCUUAUUAAUGCAGUAUAUAUACAAAUAUCUGCCAACAAUCCCCCUUCUCUUUGUAUGUAUUAAAGUUUUGUGUGUGUGUGUGUUUUUAGUAAUGCUGUUGUACAAUUCUACCCCAGACUUAUUUAUUUUGGCCAAAUAUUAUAUGGUUACAAUGUUUAUGUGAUGCAUUUUAUUUGUAACUAAAAGAUGUACUGUCUGUCAGGGACAGUACCAUUGUACAUGGGCUUAUUUUGAAACAAAAGCCCAAACCAGAUAUCAUUUUGUCCUCUUAGUCAAUUUACUGGUGUUUUAUCUAUGAGAAAAUGUAUCAUAGUGUUAAAUGAGUUAUUACUGGUGUCUGUGUACAUAAUAAGUACAGCGACAUUUCAGUUUUAUCUUAGGGCUCUGUACGUGCAGUUCCCCAUUCACUGUAAUUUCUUGAUAGAUGGAUAUGAAACAUAAAGGAUGGUUAUUUUAUUGGUCUAAAGUCCAAAAGGACCAUAAAGCAAGGACAUGGGUACUAAUUAUUUAGCACUAAUGAUUUAAGUGUCAUAUGCCUUGAUUAUUGAAUUGUAACUGUUUACUGUGUCAUGUAAACGUCCUAUCCAUGUCAAUACAUCUGAGCAUUGACAUGUGGAUCAGUGGCUUAAAUAGUUUUAGCAAAGCUCCCUCAAACCCACGUGUCUGUGUGCCUUACUGGAGUGAAUUGGCGAUGAUAUUUACUGUUUAUGUCCCCUUCUCUGGUUGGAUCUGUGAACUUUGUGCCAUUUAGUUGUAUCUGUAUCCAAAUGCCUACCUGUUUACCUGUACUGUAGACACGUAUUUCUGGUUUCCAGGUGGAACUUUGCAUAAUUCUUUUGUGAUGGUUCUAUUCUUCCAUUUUGGCUGUUAAAAUGUAUUCUUUUACUUUUGAAAUCUUUACUUUUGUACAUUGUGGUGAAUUCAGAGUAAUAAAUUGUUAGAGAUUGUGAAA